Molecule: messenger RNA, 1802 nt
Organism: Galendromus occidentalis (western predatory mite)
Lineage: Eukaryota; Metazoa; Arthropoda; Arachnida; Mesostigmata; Phytoseiidae
Gene: Kat60
Product: katanin p60
Exons: 10
Coding region: 129-1802 (557 amino acids)
Biological process (GO): microtubule severing
Cellular component (GO): microtubule cytoskeleton
Molecular function (GO): microtubule binding; microtubule severing ATPase activity; ATP hydrolysis activity
Source: RefSeq, a predicted model, not a curated record
AGGGAUUCAUCGACAGUUGACUCCACUGCGGGGAAUCGUUCUGAGCUCCCAACGUACUCAUAAUCCGAGGAAUACGAUCCCGAUCAGAAUUCGCCAAAUCUCGUCCACGACCCCGGGUCGUGACUGCGAUGUUGGAGAGGAUGACCCCCAACUUCUCGUCCAUCACGGAGAACGUUCAGAUGGCUCGUGAACUAGCGCUCCUAGGCAACUACGAGAGCGCUCUAGUUUACUACGAGGGAGUCAUGCAGAGCAUCCAAGGAGUCCUCAGGGCCAUUCCCGCCGACGGGGACAUCAACCGGAUCGAGACAUGGAAAACGAUUCUCCAACAAAUGAGUACGGAGUACGGCCAGCUCAAGGAAGUUGUCUCGACGAUUUCAGGCUUCAAGAACGAGCCCGAUCUCCGUGUCGCUGUUGCUGGCAUGAACAAAAUGAAUCUCGGGAGCUCGGGAGGCAUGCCCGAUGCACAGGCCUGGACGCUCGGUCCCAUGGGCGAGAUGCAGUCGCUAUCAAUGGGCUCGAUGGGGAAUCAGAAUCCGAUGCAAUCUCACGAUCCAGAUGUUUGGCCUCCGCCUCCCGAAGACAGUCGGCAGUCGGUUCGGCAGGGAGCGAGGUCCACCAAUAGGAGAUCGGAGGCUCGCAGCCGACAACAGACGUCGCGUCGCGGAUCGGUGACCAAGGACGCAUCGAUGGGAAGCAGUCGAGGAGGAGGCACCACUAUCAGCCGAGGCGCACCGGCAGCCGGGGGAGAUCGACAACAAGGAGCCUCCCGUACCCGAGGGGGCACUGCUCAAGAUCCUAAAAAGACGAGGGAUCCGGAUGGCAAGUCCGGGGCGAGCAAAGACGCGGGCCAGCAGCAGCAACAAGAGGAAGAGAAACGCUUCGAAUGCGGCAACAUGGAUCAAGAGUUAGUCGAGAUGCUGGAAAGGGACAUCCUCCAAAAGAAUCCGUCGGUCAGGUGGAGCGACAUCGCCGAUCUCGAGGAAGCCAAGAGGCUCCUGGAGGAGGCCGUGGUGCUCCCUUUGCUUGUUCCCCAUUACUUCACCGGGAUCCGCCGGCCGUGGAAAGGCGUCCUCAUGGUUGGGCCUCCUGGAACGGGGAAAACGAUGUUAGCCAAAGCCGUGGCUACGGAGUGCAAAACGACGUUCUUCAAUGUGUCAAGUUCAACUCUGACUUCCAAAUACAGAGGCGAGAGCGAGAAGCUGGUGCGUCUGCUGUUCGAAAUGGCUCGAUUCUACGCUCCGUCAACUAUAUUCAUCGACGAGAUCGACUCACUCUGUUCUCGGAGGGGCAGUGCCAGCGAACACGAGGCUUCCAGAAGAGUCAAAUCAGAGCUUCUUAUUCAGAUGGACGGAGUCACUAAUGGGGAGGAUCCCACUAAGGUGGUCAUGGUCCUGGCAGCCACGAAUUUUCCCUGGGACAUCGAUGAGGCGCUCCGGCGUCGUCUCGAGAAGAGGAUAUACAUCCCGCUGCCGAGCGAGUACGGUAGAGAGGUCUUGUUGGAGAUCAACCUCAGAGGUGUUGAGCAGGCUCCGGACCUCGACCUCAAAUGGGCAGCCAAAAAUCUCGAGGGAUACUCGGGAGCGGAUAUCACCAACGUAUGCAGAGACGCGUCGAUGAUGUCGAUGCGUCGCAAAAUUUCCGGUCUUACGCCCGACCAGAUCAGGGCAUUGUCAAAAGAGGAACUUGAGCUCCCCGUUAGCCACAGCGAUUUCGCGGAGGCCAUGAGCAAGGUGAAUAAGUCCGUGUCGAGGGAGGAUCUAGAGAAGUACGAGAAAUGGAUGAGCGAGUUCGGAUCGAUGUAG